Cooperia oncophora is the source of this 297-nucleotide messenger RNA. NCBI's taxonomy places the organism in Eukaryota, Metazoa, Nematoda, Chromadorea, Rhabditida, Trichostrongylidae. The record is from the annotation of a GenBank genome assembly.
AUGCAUAAAAUUGACUGUCCACUUUCAGUGUCCGCAGUCAAAUAUCUGAAAGAACGGCGGAUACGACAAUGUAAGGAACGAUUGGAUCGUCUCCUGAACAAGGAGGAUGAUUUGUUAUCGAUUUCCGGAACAACCGCUAAUAACACUCGAAAUGACAAAGAAACAUUCUCAACGCCUACAACACUUACUACUACUGCAUUGAUAGAAUUACAGCCAAGCAAUGAAAAUACGGGUCGCUAUAUGGCAAUAGAGAAUGACAAUUCAAGCACAUCGUCAUCAGACGAAAUACUUUUAUGA